AUGUCGGACCCCCCAACUUCUUCCAGUACCCCCUCCUCCAGUUCCUCCGACUCCCCCGGGAUUAUUAAAGUGACAGUGAAGACUCCUAAGGAGAAGGAAGAGUUUGCUGUCCCCGAGACCAGCAGUGUCCGAGAGUUCAAGGAGGAUAUCGCAAAACGGUUUAAAUCCAACACAGACCAACUUGUGCUUAUAUUUGCUGGAAAGAUUUUAAAAGACCAGGACACCCUCAGUCAGCAUGGCAUCCAUGACGGGCUCACAGUGCAUCUUGUCAUAAAGACGCAGAACAGAUCCCAAACUGCAGCUGCCACUUCUCAGCCAAACAGCCCGAGCAGUCCGUCAUCCACCUCUACCACAUCCAGCAGUACCACUACCACCACGUCUGCCACAAGUACCCCUUUCGGCUUAGGAGGACUUGGGGGCUUACCUGGGCUCAGCAGCUUAGGCAUGGAUGCGUCAAACUUCUCCGAGCUGCAGAGCCAAAUGCAGAGACAACUUAUGUCCAAUCCUGAGAUGAUGGUUCAGAUCAUGGAAAACCCCUUUGUCCAGAGCAUGCUGUCUAACCCUGACUUGAUGAGACAAUUGAUUAUGGCCAAUCCACAAAUGCAGCAAUUAAUCCAGAGAAAUCCUGAGAUCAGUCACAUGCUUAAUAAUCCAGAUAUCAUGCGACAAACGUUAGAACUGGCAAGAAACCCGGCAAUGAUGCAGGAGAUGAUGAGGAACCAAGACAGAGCCUUGAGCAAUCUCGAAAGCAUUCCUGGAGGUUACAAUGCCUUGCGCAGAAUGUACACUGACAUCCAGGAGCCAAUGCUUAACGCCGCCCAGGAACAGUUUGGAGGCAAUCCAUUUGCGUCAUUAAUGAGUAAUGCAUCGCCAAAUGCAGAAAAUCAGCCCUUGCGAACAGAAAACAGAGAUCCUUUACCUAAUCCUUGGGCUCCACAGUCUGGCUCUACAGCAUCCACAUCAACAGGCGGAAGCGGCGCUACCUCAACUGCUAACAGCACCGCUUCAACAACAAGCUCCUCUUUACCAAACUUGUCCUCUGGACUAGGAGGUACAACAGCAGGGAUGUUUAAUACACCGGGAAUGCAGAGCCUGCUGCAGCAGAUAUCCGAGAACCCUCAGCUAAUGCAGAACAUGGUGUCCGCUCCCUACAUGAGAAAUAUGAUGCAGGCACUUGGUCAGAAUCCAGAGCUUGCAGCCCAGAUGAUGCAGAAUAAUCCACUCUUUGCAGGGAAUCCUCAGCUUCAAGAUCAGAUGCGACAACAGUUGCCCGUUUUUCUUCAGCAGAUGCAAAAUCCUGAUACAUUAUCUGCUAUGUCAAACCCCAGAGCAAUGCAGGCGUUAAUGCAGAUCCAGCAGGGGUUGCAGACUCUGGCUAGAGAAGCUCCUUCACUCGUUCCAGGGAGUGGUGGCCUUGGUGGUAUUGGAGGCACUGCCAACCCAAAUCCUGCACCAGUGGCCACUCCAGCGUCAGCUGAGAACACAAGUCCAAUAUCUGGAAUAUCUGAACCAGGUCACCAGCAGUUUGUACAGCAAAUGCUACAGGCCCUUUCUGGUUCUAAUACUCAGCUUCAGAAUCCAGAAGUGAGAUUCCAACAGCAGCUGGACCAGCUCAGUGCAAUGGGGUUCCUAAACAGAGAAGCAAAUUUACAGGCUUUAAUAGCAACUGGAGGAGACAUCAAUGCAGCUAUUGAACGACUACUGGGAUCCCAACCAUCAUAGCGACCAUUCCCAGCACAGAAAAAAGUGUAAUUUAUUUUUGAUAAUGUCCCGAUAAAACACCGGCUUUAUUUCAGUUUGACUCUUGGAAUUCAUUGUCCUUACAAACUAAUGAAUCAUUUACGUUUGGAUGAAGUGCAGUAGUUAUCUGAACCGUGGGAAUCCAAGCUUUUUUAUUUGAACAUGUUGCAUGCAUCACAGGCCACCCUAUGCUUUCUUGCUUGUGAUAUAUUUUUUUUGUCCAACCCCCCCCCCCCCCCUUUCUUUUUCUUUUCUGUAUCCAUGCAGUUAGUAAACAGGCUUCAAUUAACUGUUUCUUCUGUCGAGAGGUAUCUGCUUUCAAAUUGUAGCCUUUGGUAGUAAUUUAUAUAGAAUACAAAGAAUCUAUACCGACGUUAAAAAGAAUAAGGUUAUAAUUAGUGAUCCAAUAUCGCUCUCGUGACUUCAGCAUGUAUUUUCGCUAGCAUUACGCUGUAUGAUUCAUACUGCUUGGUUUUCAUUUAUCAUUAUCCUUUUUCUCGGCCUCUUUUACUUAACAUUAUCAUUUUUCUGCAAUAUGUUUAAAAUAGUCAGGACUGUGCACCCACACACAGAUAAAGUAAUCCAUUGUAUUUAGUAAAUUGUGAAGUUGCAAGUGUGUCAAAAAGAGCUGUCGAGGUGAAAGACACUGUAACAGCAGUAUGACCAUGGACACAGAAUGUAGAUUUUCGUAGAUACAUUGUAGAGGAGAAUGCAUGGGUCUUUGCUGAUAGCAAGGCCUUUUUGUGGUGGCUUCUAUUCUUUAAUGUCAAGCCAAAAUUUAAAGAAGCACUCUGGGAUUUUAUUUCUUUGCUUACAUAGGGCUGGAUGGGCCAUUAUCAAAGAAUAAGAUAGACUAUGUAUGCCCUAUUUGUGGGCUGUUUGCCAUCUUGAUUCAUUCUCCCCUCCUAAUAAAUCCUACAUUUCUAACCAUGUCUGACUUUGCAGAGAGAGACUGAGUGGCGUUUCACUGCACUGCUCUGUCUUCUAUGAGGGCAGCCAUAACAGUGGCUCAAUGACACAGCUGCUGUCCCCUUACACUGCAGGGUCUCCAUGUUCUCCAAUGUGAUGCAGUUUGAGCCUCUCUUCCCUGUCAUAUCUCUUUUCUGUCAGCUCUUUUAUGUAGAAGGCAGAAAGACCAGUGUGAAGCUACAUAUCGCAGAACUAUACUGGAGAGUCGGCACACAGAGACCGUACAGGCGGUGUGAAUCUGGAGGUUUACAUCUCUGCAGCUAAUCAUCAUAUACACUUACCUACUAUAUAGCUCCACUCCUGAUUUUUUUAGAUGGGGAGACAUUUUAUCUGUUAGAGAAUACAGAGGAACAUGGAGAGGUGCGGGGCUGAGAGCUGCCAGGAGGGAUUUAAUUGGUGGAGAUGACAGCCUCACGGGAGAGACAGACUUCCUGUUUAUACAUUAGAGCAAAGUGUCAGACUUGAUCACAGGACCAGGUUCUGAUAAUGGAUGCAACUGAGUUAGGGUUAACAAAUAACGCUGCUAGAAUACUGCUGGUGAGUUACUAAUAUAUGUAAAAUAAAAAAAUACAAAUAAAUCCCGGAGUGCUUCUUUAACUCACAAUCCUACCAGGCCCUGUUUGUAACACGGGUUUGUGCUGACACAGCAGGUAGCACCAUAGUCUGGUUUCAUGCGACUUGAUUUCAGGAUGUGAGAAAGUGUCAUGUGCUCUAAUAAUUUUUAACCACAUUGUACAAACAGAUUCUCCUGCGUUUUUAUCAGUAGUUCUCUCCUGUGCACAGGUAAUAAAUAAAUGCCAACUA
This is a messenger RNA of Bufo bufo (common toad), 3513 nucleotides long. RefSeq names its product ubiquilin 1 (gene UBQLN1). Gene Ontology annotation, cellular component: cytosol. Gene Ontology annotation, molecular function: polyubiquitin modification-dependent protein binding. Gene Ontology annotation, biological process: ubiquitin-dependent protein catabolic process. The record is from RefSeq and is a predicted model, not a curated record. The transcript is spliced from 11 exons. Lineage: Eukaryota; Metazoa; Chordata; Amphibia; Anura; Bufonidae. The coding region runs from base 1 to 1722 and encodes 573 amino acids.